AUGGGGUCCUCUCCACAUGCGGGCCAAUCCCGCCCCGAUUCCGGCAUUCGAUUGCCUUCCCAGGGCAUGCACUCGCCACAUGCCGAUCCGUCGAGUGAUAGCGGCGAGAGUAUAGAUACGGCUCCCUUCGAUGGAAACCGUGAUCAGACGAGGUUGGAACCUGCGUCUUUGCUGAUCAAUCAUCGACGAUUCCCCUCUGCGGACGAGGACGUUAGCGACGAUGACCAUGAUGGUCUUCUUAAUCAUACACAAGAAGAGGAGAAGCCGGUGACAUGGAAGUCUUUGCCGAAGAAAGGACAGCUGGCUAUUUUGACAUUGGCACGGUUGUCAGAGCCGCUUACGCAGACCUCGCUGCAGGCCUAUAUGUUUUAUCAGCUUAAGUCGUUUGAUCCGUCUUUACCGGAUUCGAAGAUUUCGGCACAAGCGGGCAUUUUGCAAGGCACUUUUACCGCCGCACAAUUCCUUACUGCUGUCUGGUGGGGACGACUCGCUGAUGCUGGUUGGAUGGGCCGGAAGAGAGUCCUUCUGAUCGGCUUGAUGGGAACCUGUAUUUCAUGUCUGGGCUUUGGCUUCUCUCGGUCCUUUGUGUCCGCUGCAAUCUUCCGCACGCUUGGAGGAGCGUUGAACAGUAACGUAGGGGUCAUGAGGACAAUGAUUGCAGAAAUUAUUGCUGAGAAAAAGUUUCAAUCCCGGGCGUUCCUUUUACUUCCCAUGUGCUUUAAUAUUGGUGUGAUUAUUGGCCCGAUCUUGGGAGGCUCGUUGGCAGACCCUGUCAACAGCUUCCCCCAAUUAUUUGGCCCUGGCUCAAUUAUCGGUGGUAAAGAUGGCGUAUGGUGGAUGAAGCACUGGCCAUACGCUUUGCCGAAUGUACUCAGUGCUAUAUUCAUAUUCUCCUCUCUGCUGGCCGUCUUUCUGGGUCUUGAAGAGACGCACGAGACUAGUCGCUAUCGCGUCGACUGGGGCCGGAGAAUUGGCAAGAAGAUAGCCAAUCUGUGCUCAGGACGGCCUCGACACUAUCGCCGUCUCGAUACCAAUGCAGACGAUGAAUCCCUCUACAUGGAGGGCAGCGUGGGAACAUGGUCUGCGCCAUCUAGCCCCACUCGCUCACGGAUGCCGAUGCCUAGACCCCACAAGCGACCAGGUUUCCGACAAAUAUGGACAAAGAAUGUCUUGCUUACACUACUUGUGCAUUUCCUCCUCGCCAUCCAUACAAGUGCCUUCAACGCGAUGACAUUCGUCUUCUUACCUACUCCGCGCGCACCCGAGAACUCGCGCGACGGCUUCUUCCACUUCGGCGGAGGCCUCGGUCUACCAUCCGCUCGGGUCGGUCUUGCCACCGCUAUCAUCGGCGUCGUAGGCCUCCCUCUUCAAAUUUUCCUCUACCCUCGAAUCCAAGGGAAGCUGGGAACUCUCACCUCAUUCCGCACAUUUCUUCCUUUCUCGCCUAUAGCAUACCUCCUUAUGCCCUUCCUUGUGGUCCUUCCUCGUGUUCCGUGGAUUGUGUGGCCGUGUUUCACUGUUGUUGUAUCACUGCAGGUAAUUUCACGCACGUUUGCUUUGCCUGCUGCUAUUAUAUUGGUUAACAAUUGUGUCACCGAUCCGUCUAUUCUGGGAACCGUGCACGGAGUUGCACAGAGUAUAGCCAGUGCCGCGCGGACAUUGGGCCCCUUCAUUGGUGGCUGGGGCUUGGGGCUUGGUCUUGCUAACAAUAUGGUGGGCGUUAUAUGGUGGGCUCUUGCUGUUGAGGCAACCAUUGGUUGGUUCGUAUUGUGGACCAUUCACGAAGGAAAGGGGAUUGAAAGACCAAAACAGGAGCCGGAGGAGGAGACAGAUUGA
This is a messenger RNA of Penicillium atrosanguineum, 1836 nucleotides long. Its product is annotated as putative MFS multidrug transporter. NCBI's taxonomy places the organism in Eukaryota, Fungi, Ascomycota, Eurotiomycetes, Eurotiales, Aspergillaceae. The transcript is spliced from 3 exons. Bases 1 to 1836 code for a protein of 611 amino acids. The record is from RefSeq and is a predicted model, not a curated record. Gene Ontology annotation, biological process: transmembrane transport. Gene Ontology annotation, molecular function: transmembrane transporter activity.